This is a messenger RNA of Emiliania huxleyi CCMP1516, 3660 nucleotides long. RefSeq lists its product as hypothetical. Lineage: Eukaryota; Haptophyta; Isochrysidales; Noelaerhabdaceae. Bases 1 to 3660 code for a protein of 1219 amino acids. The transcript is spliced from 17 exons. The record is from RefSeq and is a predicted model, not a curated record. Gene Ontology annotation, biological process: phosphatidylinositol metabolic process. Gene Ontology annotation, molecular function: phosphatidylinositol kinase activity.
AUGCCGGGAUUGCCGGCGUGCGACGAGACGCUGCCGUGCAGGCCGACGUGCCCGCGUCGCGACCUGUCUCUCACACCCGUUGUUGAUCACAGAGUAUGCGUUCUCCAGGCGGCGCUAAUUGCUUUGGGCUUUGCCGCCUUCGUUGUCGGUGGCUUGCAGCUGACCAGCAGGCCCAGCACCAUCUCGAGGCUGAUGGGCGCCACAUCCUCCCUCGGCGCGGUGGCGCUCAACCUGUGGUGCUACUACGUCCGCAAGUGGCGCCGCUACCCCAACCAGCUGCUGGCCUGGCGGUCGCUAGCGACGGGCGUCGCCGCCGCCGCGGUGGCUGGCACGGCGCUGGCUGAGCUGGCGGUGCCGGCGUCGCUCAUCGGGCGCGACUUUUGCGGCUCAGUGGCGGCGUCGCUCAACCCGCUGCUGGUGCACUUUGGCUUCCUGGCGCACGAGGGAUGGGCUCUGGUGAUGGCGGUCGAUGUGUUCCUGCUGAUGCUCGCCUUCGGCUCCCGCGUCUGCGCGUACGGCCUCAGCGCGGCCCUCUCCUAUGGCUUCCGCCUCCUCCUCGACCCUGCCGGCGCGGCAGACGAGCUCGACAGGACGCGGAUGGCGUCGCAGCCGCUCGACUCGUCCGUCCCUUGGCUGCGGCACCACCCGGCGGAGCUCCCGCCCGCCAACCUGUCCGUGCGCGGGCGCGAGGGGCGAGGCACACCGCGCCGGCUCGUCGAGCAGGCCGCUAGAGUGGGCCGGCCCGGCGGCGUCAGAAGCGGCGGCGGCAGCGGCGGCGCGAACGCGACCGCCGCGUCAAAGUUUUGCUUUGCGACGGCCACGGUGCCGCGGCCGAUCCACACGCUGCCGAUCGAGUGCUGGCCGCGCUCCGGCGACUGGUCGGACGAGGAGGGCUCCGAAGUAAGGAUUCAUGGCUCGCUCAACGUCGCCGACUGCAAGUGGCUUGUGCGCGCGUGCAAGCCGCUCGCCACGUGGCGGUGGAGCGACCCGGAGCACGCGGGGGACGAUGCCAACUGGAUCGGCCUCAUGCAGGUGAUGCUCUCGAUGCAGGGACUGUGGACGAUGGCCUUCCUCGCGUCGCAGCAGCGCGCCGGCCUCUUCGCGCCCGUGCCUUGGCGGCUGCUGCUCGGCUACGGCGGCGUGGCGGCCGGCGGUGGGGCCGACGCAGGCGCUGGAGCGGUCAAGCGCGGCGGCGAGCCCGACACGGCGCUGGCCGGGCGGGGGUGGGAGGAGGAGGGGGAGGGGGAGGGCGAGGAGGAGGGGGAGGGCGAGGCGGGCGGGUUCGAGGUCGACGACACGGACCCCACGGGCAACGAGGCGCUCCGCGACGAGGUGCUGCAUUGCAUACGAAAGGGCGUCGCAGCGACGUGCGGCGCGGCGGACGAAGCGCUGCCUCGCGACGGCGCCCCGCUCGUGGUGAUGCUGGAGCCCGCGUCGGAGGAGCCGCCGCUGGAGCUGCUCGCGGAGGAGGGGUGCGGAGCCAGGUACGCCAAGCGCGACACCGAGGAGGGCGAGGCGACGGCGCGCGGAGGAGGCGGCCCGGCGCCGGUGCCGGCGGGAGUGCGCGCGUCGGCCGCGGCAGAGGCGGGCCCGGAGGGGGGGGCGGGCGGCGGCGGCGGCGGCUCGUCGCGUUUCCGCGAGGUCCUGACGGUCGUCCAGGUGGUGUCGAUCUGCUGGCUGUUGCUCGCCCGCCAGCUGAGCGGGCCGCGAGGGAUUGGUGCGGGGUGGCCGCCGCUGCCGCGGGCCAUGCUAACGUGCCCGUCCGCAGCGUGCUACACCGCGCGCCUCCGGCCGCACAAGCCCGCCGUGGCGGACGACCCGCUCUCUGCUGCGACCAGCUGGCUCUUUGGCGGCGACGACUCCACGUACUCGUACGCCUCCGAGGACGAGAAGGUGCGGCUGACCGUCGGGCGGCACAGCCGCCGCCGGCUGGUCAAGCUGGACGCGGAGGAGACGGCCGAGUUCGGCGAGUGGGCGUACGCAAUCAUGAGCGAGGCGUACUACGGCCGCUGGUCUGACAUCACCACGGACGGCAAGGUCGUGGCCAUCACCGCCAAGGGCGCGGCGCUCGCCGAGCGGAUCAGCGCCGACGAGUACGAGCGGCACAGGGAGGAGAUCGAGCGCGCGGAGCAGCUGUGGGACUUCGCGAUGACCGUCGCGCAGGAGGCGUCUCUCGACUCGUUCCGCGAGCAGCAGGAGCAGGUCGAGCACGCCGACGCGGUCGCCGCCCAGUGGCACGACCCGUGCACUUGGAUCACCGCCCUGCUCCCGAUCCUGCACCUGCUCUCCUUCGCGCUCGCCAUCACCUCGUCGCACGCCGCCGGGUCCCGCGGCGCCAUCUGGCGGCGCCUCCUCGACACGCCCGAGGCUGCGAUACGCCUCGGCAGCCAGGCGGCCGCCCUCGGCCUCGUCGCCGCCUUCAGCGCGGCUGCGGGGGGAGGGGAGGAGCCGCACUGCACGCUGGGCGGGUGGGACGCCCACGCGCUGGACGCGCUGCUGGUGGGGGCGCUGCUCGUGCUCUACCUCCCCUCGGCGGUGCCGCACCUCCACAGCGCCAGGCAGACGGUGAGCCGCACCUUCGCCCCGCGCGACGGCGCGCAGUUUGCCUCGCUCUCCUCGUUCAAGACGACGAACUCGCGGCUGGGGGGGCUGAUGACGCGCGUGCUCGGCCCGCGCCCGCGCGUCCGCUUCGUCGCCACGGCGCCGCGCGAGUUUGGCGCGAUGCGGGACGGCGCCGGAGUCGACUUCGAGAGGCUGCAGCUGUCGAUCGAGUCGAUCGAGCACGCCGGCGGCGGCCUCAAGGGAGGCGCCUCGGGCGCGUUCCUCUUCCCCUCCCAGGACGGGCAGCUCGUCGUCAAGACGCUCUCUUCGGAGGAGGCGGCGGCCUUGCGCAAGCUCGCGCCCUCCUUUGCGCGCCACUUUCACGACCAGCCCGCCUCCUACAUCAACCGCUUCCUCGGCCAGUUCUCGAUGUACCUCUACGGGCGCACCAUCCACUUUGUGGUGCUCCGCUCCGCCUUCCACCUGCACGGCGACGUCUCUCCCGCAGUGCGGUACGACCUCAAGGGCUCGUGGGUCAACCGCACGGGCAAGCCCGGCCAGUCGGUCCUCAAGGACAACGACCUGCGUCGCGACGGCCUCCGCCGCGUCCGCGCCAGCCUCGACGGCUGCGAGAAGAUCCCGAUCAAGCUUCCCGCGGCGCAGUGCGCCAAGCUGAUCGCGCGGCUCGAGGCGGACACCGCGUUCCUACGUGACUUGAACCUGAUGGACUACUCUCUGCUCCUCGGCGUCUUUGACUCGCCGCCGCCCGCCGCCGCCAUCAGCGGCCAGCCCAAGGGCGCCGAGGAGACGGUGCUGCAGCACGGAGGGGGGGUGAUGCUCCUCGGAGUCAUCGACGUGCUGCAGGCGUGGACGUGCGAAAAGGUUGGCGAGCGGUGCCUCAAGACGUACGUCAAGGGCGACAAGCCGCAGGGCAUCUCGGCCGCACCCGCCGGGGAGUACCAGCAGCGUUUCAUGUCCUUUGUGGCGGAGGUGUUUGCGCCCGACGAGAGCCCAGCCUCCGCCCGGACACGUCUACUCGAGGCGGGGAAGGAGUUGCUGCCUGGCAACCUGCGCUCGCUGCUGGAGAUUCGACCGCCGACGAGGGGGCCGGAGAGAUGA